AUGCCUUCCCUCACAUUCCACGACAUGCCCACCGAGCUCGUCGAGACCAUCGCAGCGUACGUGAGCGACGCCGACCUCCUGUCUUUCCGCUUGACGUGUAGACAUGCAGACACGAAGACAUUACGCGUAGUCGGCGAGCGCCCUUUCUCCAUAUUGCAGACCAACCUCAAGAAAUCGGAUAUCAGAAGACUCGAAAGUAUCUCUCGAGGUGGGCGACUAGCGAAAUACGUCAAAACCAUCCGAGUUCAGGACUACCAAGAGAAGCCUCGGGGUGGAGAAGAGCCAGAGCGACUAAAACCGACGCACCGCCUCUGGUCGCGCAAACAAGCGCGCGUCCUGUGGGUCGACAAGACCGUCAUUGCCAAACUGCAGACUAUACUCGGGGAACGUCAUUUGUCUCUUGACACUCUCGCUAUCCACAACUAUUACAUCAAAAAUGCCAUUGCACUCGCUCGAGAGAUCAUUCGAGGUGGGGGACUUGUCGCUACUUCACUGCGAGUCUCUCUUUUUGAGAAACAUGCAGCAUUUGGGACCAUAGUGACCCUGACCCUCGAUCGAGCUAGACGAGAAGAGGACGUAGGCUUCAGCCUGCUUCGACAGGUGGAACUGCAGCUACCGCCCCUUCACCCCGACGGUACACCAUACUUCCUCCUUACCCAAAUGUUCUAUCACUGCGCAGACGUCUCGGACGAUCUCAGGCUCAAGUACCGGGGACAGGCAGACGCACGGAUUAUCUGUAUCUUGCAGCAAGAAACGCCUGUAAUAAAGCUGGAGAACCUAUACUUGGGCCACUCGGGCAAUCCUGCGGGGCUCAUCGAAUUGCUCGUGCGUAUCUAG
Molecule: messenger RNA, 837 nt
Organism: Alternaria hordeiaustralica
Lineage: Eukaryota; Fungi; Ascomycota; Dothideomycetes; Pleosporales; Pleosporaceae
Exons: 2
Coding region: 1-837 (278 amino acids)
Molecular function (GO): protein binding
Source: RefSeq, a predicted model, not a curated record